AUGGCGGCGCAUGUACGACCAAAGCUCACACACGAUGAGGAUGACUCUUUAGUUCCAAUCGUCGUCGGCGAACGUGCUGUUCCUGAGCGCGUUGCUGUAGAACGCAUCGUGCUUCCUCAACUUUGGCAGCUCCGACGUGAUUCCUUGGCAUUGGGGUGGGAGGUUAAUGCCAACUUCACCUUCUUUCUCCACAAUCAUUUCUCAGAUAACUACUCCUCCUUUCGAGGAAUCACAAGACGCUUCAAUGCUGUUAACAACAAAUGGGGAUUUUCAAAACUGAUGCCGCUCAACCGUUUAAAAGGCUAUGUUGUGGACGACAAAUGUGUGUUCGGGGCUGAAUGCUACGUAUAUGGCUUCUCCGAACUGGUGGAUAUGUGGGUUUCGACAGAGUUUGUGGUUGCAGAUCACAAAUGGAGGGUGCAUGUGUAUCCUAGAGGAAAGGAGGGCAAGGAUCGAUUCGUGUCCCUUUAUCUUGAAUGUGUAUCAGCACAGAGCUUUGCUCAACACCAGAAGAUUAAGGCAGAAGUUGAGAUUAGCAUCAGUGAACACGGCGAUGAUCACUUUUCCCACCGCAUCAAGUUUGAUCGUUGGUUUAGCUCAUAUAUGGAUCUUUGGGGAGGACAUACUGAGUUUAUACCAAUUCGUGAUAUGAGAAACAAUCUGAAUGAAGGUUUUGUUUCAUUACGAGUAGGACUCUAUGUUGAAGCUAGAGUUUCUUGCUGCACCUAA
Salvia hispanica is the source of this 729-nucleotide messenger RNA. Its product is annotated as MATH domain and coiled-coil domain-containing protein At3g58250-like. The record is from RefSeq and is a predicted model, not a curated record. NCBI's taxonomy places the organism in Eukaryota, Viridiplantae, Streptophyta, Magnoliopsida, Lamiales, Lamiaceae. Gene Ontology annotation, molecular function: protein binding.